AUGGCAGACCAACGCCAGAAGAUUAUUGCAUCUGUAUUCUCAAGGCGUAACGCAAGCGGGAAUCUAGAAGAAGCUUAUGUCUCUCACGUCAAGAUUUGGGAAGAUGCAGGAGUGGAAGGAGGGGGAAAGAAACCCCGCUACAUACUGUUGUCUCAGGCCAAUAAUGGAAGUGGUUUCAUUCACAAAUCCAAGUUGAACACGAACGGCUCCUUCUCUGUUGGAAAAACCUGGACGCUCUCAGAAUUGCGUGCAGUUGAAGUCAUGAAUCCCCUAGCCUUCAACAUCACCCUUUCAAGGACAUAUAGGUGGCAAACAGAGAACCAAGACGACCAAGCAAGCUUCUUGGAGGCUUUGAUUAACCUUUUUCGAGUCAUUACCUCGGGAGCUCCAUUGCAACUAGAUGGAAUCGAAGUUGCGGCACCGAUAACAGCGGACGAUCAGACUUCAUCAAUUCAUGCUGAAGCUGGACCAAGCCGCGCCCCACGACUUCGGUCGCAAACUCCCAUUCAGAACCGUUAUGAAUCCUUUCAAGAGUCUCCAUUAGCAGGACCACAACGCCUUGGAACGCCACCAGGUGCAGAACCUCCCGUAAAUGGGAGCCAAGAUUACAUACAGUCAAUACGUCCUGGAGGUCGGUCAGGUCCCCCACCAAUAGCUGUAUCACCUCUUGCUGCUGCUGCAGGCCCAGCCAGAAAAGCCCGACACCCUCUGAACGUCUCCUUUCAAGGCCAGACUACUCAAAGGAUUUCCGACGAGCCCCCCCGGAUUGUUUCUGGACAAGAUUCCUCAGUUCCGUAUCCUCCGUCAAUGAAUGCCUCUCCGGUAUCAUCCAUUAGGUCUCAAAAGCCGACCGUGCGGGCGGAGGAAUUCUCCACCCAGCAAGAUGGUCCAUCUCUAAGGAGGGAUCAAAACGCUCGAAUCUCAUACUUCGACUCUACAAAUCAAGCAACCCUAGACCGCUUGGUCUCCAUCGCCCCUGAUAGUCAUCUUAAUGUUGAAGCAGAAGAAGAGGAUGUGCAAGACACUUUGACGAAUGUUGAAGAAAUGAUUGAAGGGUAUGAAUGGGCAAGUGAAGAUGUUAUUAGCAGGAAAACAACGAAGGGUGCAGUAGACCUCAUCGAGGCUCGAUUAUUGGACGAGUUGAUGGCUUUGGAGAAGGCAAAUAUUCACUCUUUCCUUGAGUCAGAUGACCGCAUCGGGAUGGUGAUGAAAUUUAUGGAUAAUGCCAUCUCAGAGCUUGACAACAUGGAUAGUUUCAUUUCCACCUAUAAAAUCCAUCUCAAUGCAGCCAGCGACGAUAUUUCGUUCAUUCAAUCGCAAAAUCGGGGCCUGCAAGUCCAGACUCAAAAUCAGCGAGCCCUGCUGGGAGAGUUGCAGAAUUUGCUUCGGACGGUUCACGUCGAACAAGACGCUUUGGCUACGCUCACGCAGGAAUCACUUGAAAAAGGACGGAGUAUCCAACGCCUGGAAGAUGCUUCUGCAGAGCUUUACAAGGCACUCCAGGCAGGCCGAGACACCGACAUGGCCGCAACGAUGGAAAGAUUGGAAGAAUAUCGAACUCAUAACUCUCAAUUUUGUAAGAGACUAUUUGACUUCUUAUCGAUAAUGUUUACCGCACAAGGUAAAUUACUUCUCGGCGAGACAAAUGGUCUCGUGAUACCACCUAGGGGUCUCCCAACAGUCGUUGCCCAUCAAGAGAUUGAGGUUUACUUGGGUCGAUACGCUGGCCUAAUGCUCUACCUCAAAGAGAUGGACGAAAAUGUUUAUGGCAGGCUGUGCGCUGCAUAUUUUUCGGCGGCGAGCGAACUGCAUAGCACUCAGUUGAAGUCGCUUAUCUCCAUCUUUUUGCAAUCUGUCAGAAAGGCACCAGAAGACGAUCAAGAUCAAGGCUUCAUGACGACCUCAACAACCUCUGCCUCCAAGAGCACAACAACCAUCCGUCGUGCUGGCACCCUGAUUCGGUCUCCCAUAGAAAAUAAAAACAAGGAUAAAGACAAAGGCCGGGCUUCGGACGGCGAUCUUCUGGCAGCGGAAGUUUUGGGACUGUUGUUAGAACAGAUAACCGCUACGAUCUACCGAGAGGACGAGUUUAUAAGCGACUUCUUGCAAAUUAAUGAUGCUGGGCUGACCUUUGCUGAUUACAUGGGCCUCGACAAUUAUUUUCGACGACAAGCCACUCGGUCGGCCAGUUUGAGUCAAGCAACAAUGAAGCUUAUUCGAAAUUCACUGGACCUUAUCUUCGGAUUCCUGCCCGCAGAGUUGAAAAAUUUCAUUGACGUUGCGCUCUCAAAAGACAACAUGGAAAUCGUAGCAAUUUUAGUGACCCUUGAACGUUGUCUUAUCGGCGCGGAAGAGAAGAACAAUCAAUUCGUUCUUUCACUUCUAGGAAAACAGCAAACCCGCAUGAAAAAUGCCUUUGACCGCCACAUCCAUGACCAGUUGAAGGGAAUCGAACAAACCAAACUCAGCAGCAAAAAACGAAAGGGUGUUACCCACUUUAUCAAGCAUUUCUCUUCUUAUGCGGCUCGUGUGGAGAGCCAACUUGUGGGGGCGGAUGGUCUUGAGACUCGAAGACUCGUUGACUCUGCAUACGAAAAAAUCGUGCAGACCAUGUUUGAGUCCUUGAAGCAUAUUGCGAAGAUGGAGGGAGAGGGAGAGGAUAAGGGGCAGCUGAACUAUCACGUCAUACUCAUCGAAAACAUGCAUUGUUUUGUCGUCGAGACCUCCAAAAUGGACAACGCAUCGCUAGUCACAUUUUCCCAACGAGCAGAAUUGAUUUACGACGAAAACCUCAAUGCAUACGUUAAAAUGGUACUACGUCGACCAUUUUCCAAAUUGAUUGACUUCUUCGAUGCGGUUGACCGCUUGGCCAGUUCAAACCCCAACGAUUUGUCGGGUAACAGCACUUACAAUAAAAGUGCCUUACGCAAGGUUGUCAAGGAAUAUACAUCGAAGGACGUUCGCAAGCACAUUGACCUUUUGUUUAAACGCGUCGAAAAACACUUCACUGAGGGGUCAGACAAACCGACAACAGAAGAUGCCACCAAUGGGAAAGUUUUGGUUGGUGUGUGGAAGGCUUGCGAGGAGGAAUUGCUCAGGCUCCUAAACCGGUUUUCAAAACGGAUUGCCCAAUCAUACAGCGGCACUGGGAUCACUUUGGAGUUCACUGCUUCUGACAUUGAAACAGCGUUCCACAAGCACCCUUAACUUCUUGAUACCUACAACAGUAACAUGUUACAGAUAAUGUGGAUGACCACUCGACGUUCACUUUGCGACGUCGUCGACUACGGUCCAUGUAAUUUGUAGUGAUCAGCUGAAAAGGCUGCGAACAAGAAGAAAGACGAUCUGAAGCGGGGCGGAGACAUUCUGCGUAGCAGGGACACUCAAGUUGCCGUGGGUGGAUGGGAAUGGAGGUGGUGGAAUAGAGUUGCCGGACUCGAGGUGAUAGACGUUGACAAGCAACGGGCUACCCCUAUUAUUCUCUGUAAUGUAUUUUGUCCUCCUCUGAUGCUUUUCGUCUU
Molecule: messenger RNA, 3521 nt
Organism: Laccaria bicolor S238N-H82
Lineage: Eukaryota; Fungi; Basidiomycota; Agaricomycetes; Agaricales; Hydnangiaceae
Product: exocyst complex component, sec3 subunit
Exons: 16
Coding region: 1-3207 (1068 amino acids)
Biological process (GO): Golgi to plasma membrane transport; exocytosis
Cellular component (GO): plasma membrane; exocyst
Molecular function (GO): phosphatidylinositol-4,5-bisphosphate binding
Source: RefSeq, a predicted model, not a curated record